UGGGGGAAUAUUUGACUGAAGGUUCCUGUUUAGAGCGUCUUUAAAAACAUGGAUUCUAACGCAUUCAAACGUGCAGGAGACGGAUAGAAAAGCGCAAACUUUCAAACGGAGCAAUGUUUUCCUUCCUCCGCUCAGUGAAGAGCGCUCCUCCUGAAGACCUCCACAUCGCCCCUCUGCCCCCCCCUGCUCCAACAGCACCCCACGAGCCUCGAGCCAACACGGGAGAAGGGGGAAACUUGGUGGAGGACAAAGGUGUGAUUCAGAGCCCAGUCUCCUCUGUGUUUCUGCAAAAUCAAAAUGAACCCAUCCACAGCACGUACUUUGACGAGAAGAUCCCAGUACCAGAGGAGAGCAGCUCGAGUGUGUUUAGUCUCCGUAAGCUCUGGGCCUUCACGGGUCCUGGGUUCCUCAUGAGCAUCGCGUAUCUGGACCCUGGAAACAUCGAGUCCGACCUGCAGUCUGGAGCUAAGGCUGGCUUCAAGCUCCUGUGGGUGCUGCUGGGUGCCACCAUCAUUGGGCUCCUGCUGCAGAGGCUGGCAGCUCGCCUGGGCGUGGUCACGGGCAUGCACCUGGCAGAAGUGUGCCACCGGCAGUACCACACCAUUCCUCGUGUGGCCCUGUGGCUGAUGGUGGAGUUGGCCAUCAUCGGCUCAGACAUGCAGGAGGUCAUCGGCUGUGCCAUCGCCUUCAACCUGCUCUCCUCCGGCAGAAUUCCUCUGUGGGGUGGAGUCCUCAUCACUAUUGUAGACACGUUUUUCUUCCUCUUUUUGGACAAAUAUGGUCUGAGGAAACUGGAGGCUUUCUUUGGUCUCCUUAUCUCUGUGAUGGCGUUUACCUUUGGAUAUGAGUAUGUGACUGUGGCUCCAGACCAGGCCUCUGUGCUGCACGGCAUGUUUGUUCCCUCCUGUGACGGCUGUGGCUCUGCUCAGCUCCUCCAGGCUGUGGGCAUCGUUGGAGCUGUCAUCAUGCCACACAACAUCUACCUCCACUCAGCCCUGGUCAAGUCCAGAGAAGUGGACCGUUCAAAGAAAGAGGAGGUGAAAGAGGCCAAUAAAUACUUUUUUAUUGAGUCGUGCUUGGCUCUGUUUGUGUCCUUCAUCAUAAACGUGUUUGUGGUCUCUGUGUUUGCUGAAGCCUUCUACGGACAGACCAACCUGCAGGUGUACAGCAUCUGUAACAGCUCAGGCAGUCCUCAUGUGGACCUGUUUCCUCUAAACAAUGACACUUUAGAGGUGGACAUCUACAAAGGGGGGGUGGUCCUUGGCUGUUUCUUUGGCCCUGCGGCGCUCUACAUCUGGGCUGUGGGGAUCCUGGCUGCAGGUCAGAGCUCCACCAUGACAGGAACCUACUCCGGACAGUUCGUGAUGGAGGGCUUCUUAAACCUUCGCUGGUCUCGUUUCGCGCGGGUCUUACUCACUCGCUCUCUGGCCGUCACGCCCACGCUGCUCGUCGCCAUUUUCCAGGACGUCCAGAGACUCAGGAAUGACUUCCUCAACGUGCUCAUGAGUCUGCAGCUGCCCUUCGCCCUGAUCCCCAUCCUCACCUUCACCAGUUUACCCUCGCUCAUGAACGACUUCGCCAACGGACUGUUCUUUAAGGUGGGCGGGGGUGUGGCCAUCCUGGGGGUCUGCUGUAUAAACAUUUACUUUGUGGUGGUGUAUGUGACUCAGCUGGGCAGUGUGUGGCUCUAUGUGCUGGCAGCCUUCCUCUCCCUCCUCUACCUCGCCUUGGUGGGAUACCUGACGUGGUUGUGUCUGAUCGCUCUGGGACUGUCCUUCUUGGAUCCAACGAGAAAGGCAACGGUGAGCACCAGUAUUCUGAUGGAGCGCCCCCUGGAGUCUGAGACCUGACAGUGCACCUGGAGGAGGAGGAGCGUGGGCCUGUGUUUUUGCACACCUUUGCACUGAAUGUCUGAAAUGCUGAAGCCAAUUCUGAAACCUAUAAUAGACCUGGUUUAGUUCUGGUUCAGUUCUAGUGUAGUUCUUCAUUCACACCUGCACAUGAAUCUGCACAUGGCAAUAGGGACUAAACCUGCACUAG
Molecule: messenger RNA, 2040 nt
Organism: Boleophthalmus pectinirostris (great blue-spotted mudskipper)
Lineage: Eukaryota; Metazoa; Chordata; Actinopteri; Gobiiformes; Gobiidae
Gene: slc11a2
Product: solute carrier family 11 member 2
Biological process (GO): metal ion transport
Cellular component (GO): plasma membrane
Molecular function (GO): cadmium ion transmembrane transporter activity; iron ion transmembrane transporter activity; manganese ion transmembrane transporter activity
Source: RefSeq, a predicted model, not a curated record